Molecule: messenger RNA, 801 nt
Organism: Caenorhabditis bovis
Lineage: Eukaryota; Metazoa; Nematoda; Chromadorea; Rhabditida; Rhabditidae
Source: the annotation of a GenBank genome assembly
AUGCGAACUUUACUAGUUGCCGUUUUACUCGCGGCUACCGUAUCGUGUCAAGACCUUAGCUGCGUUGACGCCAAAUUCCAAGGAUGUCAGUACACGCUGGCUCAACAGAUUGGCCUCAAUGACACGGUCUCGGCGCAACUCUUCAAAGACUACACUAUUAUGUACAACUACUUUUUGUACAUGUGGGGAAAAACGCCGGGAAGUACGGUCGACAUGCUUACAGUAUGCAACGGUCUUGAAACAUUCAAUUUGUGUAUGCAUGGCAACAAAGGGUGUUUGGAUGUGUCGAAUUUGAUCAAGAAAACUGAUAUCAAUGAUGCGUAUGGUGUCGACGCCACUUACAAAACCUAUCUGCAAUUCAACUGCGGUCCAGGAAUCAAUACACUUCUUCAUGAAGGUCUCACGUGCCCGCAGCGAGUAAUUCAAAAUAAACAGAAUGUUCUUCAAGCUUGUGUCAAAACUUACGAGUUGAAUGUUGCCAAUGACGCGAAAAAAGGAUGCAAAUAUGGUCAGGAUUUGAUGAAUUGCUGGUCAGCGCCAUUCGCGGUGGCGCCGUGCAGAAGGGAAGAAGGAAUUGCCACGUGGUGGGCGUGUGAGGCGAAUCGCGUCUUCGUCAAAUCCACAUUCCCGAGUUGCCAAAACACUUGCAGCGAAAAGUUUGGCCCAUUCAGUGGCGAGCAUGCUAAUUAUCUCAGCACUCACCACAAAAUCGUUGACGGCGAGCAUUGGUUCAAAAUUUCGGACCGCGUUGAAUUGCAAAAUGGAAAAUUGGUGACUAUCGAGGGAGAAUGGCUCAAAUAA